AUGCUGCCUACGCCUGCUCCGUCUUCUCCUCCAACCUCUCCCAAGCUAUCCGCAGUUGCUGCUGAGGACCAUGCCAUUGUGUACCCAGCUCCCCCAAAGAACCGCGGCAGCGCGCCUUUCCAUGUGCUCGCGGCUCUCUUCGACAAGCUCCAGACCGAACGCAAGCCUGAGAAGCGGAGAAAGCUACUGGACUCGUGGUUUAACCAUUGGAGGGAAGAGAAGGGAUACGACUUGUUUCCUGUGCUCCGCCUGAUACUACCCCAGGCAAACCGUGAGCGCGCAGUGUACGGUCUGAAAGAGAAGAACCUCGCAAAGACAUACAUCAAGCUCAUCCCUCUCGGCACAAGAGACCCUGACUCCAUCCGAAUGUUGAACUGGAAGAAGCCCACUGAGCGAGAUAAAUCCUCGGGCGACUUCCCCACUGUGCUCUACGAGGUCAUCAGCAAGCGGUCCUCCGUGAUCGAAGGCUCGCUCACCGUCGACGAAUUGAACGACAUUUUGGACGAACUGGCACAGAACAUGGGCAAAUCGCACUCCAGGAUCCUGCAACGAGUGUACAACCGCAGCACGCCCGAGGAGCAACGAUGGAUCGUCCGCAUCAUCCUCAAAGAUAUGCAGAUGUCGGUGAAAGAGACGACCGUGUUCUCCGUCUUUCAUCCCGACGCGCACGACCUCUUCAACACCUGCUCUGACCUCAAGAAGAUCGCCUGGGAGCUUUGGGACCCCGCCCGGCGGCUGAACGACGAGGACAAAGGCGCACAGCUCUUCCGCGCGUUCGCGCCGAUGUUGUGUAAGCGGCCGACACGACGGAUCGAGGAGAGCGUAAAGGAGAUGCAGGGCCGCACGUUUAUCAUGGAGGAGAAGCUCGACGGCGAGCGGAUGCAGCUGCAUAAGCGCGGGAACGAGUAUUUCUAUUGUUCCAGGAAGGGUAAGGACUACACGUAUUUGUAUGGGAAACAUGUCGGCACCGGGAGCUUGACGCCUUACAUCCAUGGGGCGUUCGACCCGCGAGUGGAUGAGAUCAUCCUUGACGGAGAGAUGCUCGUAUGGGAUCCCGUCUCUGAGCGGAACCUGCCGUUUGGUACCCUCAAGACAGCUGCGCUUGACAAGUCGAAGAAAGAGGCAAGCCCACGCCCAUGCUUCAAGGUCUUCGACCUCCUCUACCUCAACGGACUCUCGCUCCUGCAUAAGUCGGUCAAGUUCCGGAAACGGAACUUGCGCUCCUGCCUGCGGGAGGUGCCGGGGCGGAUCGAGUUCGUGACAGAGUCAGAGGGCAAGACCGCGAAAGACGUGCGCGUCCGGAUGGACGAGAUCAUGGCGGGGCGCGGGGAGGGCCUCGUGAUGAAGCACCCGGACUCGGAGUAUGUGUUGAAUGGGAGGAAUCGGGAUUGGAUUAAGGUGAAGCCAGAGUAUAUGGACAACAUGGGUGAAACAGUCGAUGUUCUUGUUGUAGGUGCGUAUUGCACCCGCAUCUCCCUAUCCACUGGCAACUACGGUACCGGCAGGCGGUCCGGAGGUGUGUCCACGUUGAUUUGCGCUGUCCUCGACGAUCGUCGUCCCUCGGACGAUGACGAGCCCCAAUAUAGUUCGUUCGUCCGGAUUGGCACUGGUCUCUCCUAUGCGGACUAUAUCUGGGUCCGCCAGAAGCCAUGGAAAGAGUGGGACCCGAAGAACCCGCCGAGCUUCCUCCAGACGUCGAAGAAGGGGACGGAGGACAAGGGCGACGUCUACCUGGAGCCCGAGGAUUCGUUCAUUGUCAAAGUCAAGGCUGCUGAGAUUACUUCCUCAGACCUGUGUCAUAUGGGCUUGACGAUGCGCUUCCCUCGAGCGUUGCAGAUCCGGGAUGACCUGGAGAUCAGCGACUGUAUGACGGCUACCGCGGUCUUUGAGAGCUUGCGCUCGGAGAGGAAGCGCAAGAUGGAAGUUUCGGACGAUAAGCCAAAGAAGAAGCAGAAGAAGAUCAGGAAACCGGUGACUAUUAUGCCCGAGUAUCAAGGUGUCAAUCUCAAGGACAUCGAAGUCGAGAGCGACCUUUUCAAAGGCAUGAAGUUCAUGGUCGCAUCAGAUCCCAAGUCGAGGACAGGUGAAAAGGAUAAGGGCGAACUGCUUAAGUUGGUCCAUGCAAACGGUGGUAAUUACGUUCAAAUCGCCAGAGACGACCCCAAGUUGUUGGUGGUCUAUGGGGGCGCGAGCACCCCGUAUGACAUCAAGCUCAUCAUGAACAAAGGGGUCUGCGACAUAAUCAGGCCCCAGUGGAUUAUGGAUUGUAUCGCGAAGGAAGAGCUGGUACCGUUCACGAAGAAAUACUUCUUUCACGCUACCUCCCGUCGACUAAAGGAUGAUGAGUAUGAUGUGGACGAAGACACAGAAGACGAGGCUGAACAGCCUUCAACGAGUAUCGCACUUCAGGUGUCUCAACCGGUUGAAGUUGACGAUGACAAGACUGAAUCUGAGGAAGAAGACCCCGAGUUGGCGGACUGGUUCAAGGUCAAAGAGAAUGCGUCGCAGAGACCGGAGGUCCAGCGUCCAGUCACGGACAGCGAGACGGAAGCAGACUCGGAUAACGAAGACGUUAACCGAGAUGAAGACAACCACCCCGACGAGGAUGACAGCGACGAUUGGGUCAACGUGAAACCUGAGGACCCUUCAGCGAGUUCUCCUGGCGUCCGAAUGGGUGAAGACGAUACUGCGAUGGAGUAUGACCAGGACCUGAUAUUCAAGCAUCUCUGCUUCUAUCUCGACACGCCAGAUAACGCACGGAAGCAUGGCAUGAGCGUAAAGGCGAAGAACGAAAGCGACAUCAGCCGAAGGCAAAAUGGCGGCAAAGUCGUCGACUUGGACGAGCCCAAGCUCACCAUGUCGUCGUCGACAAGCGGGAUCCUAGCGCCGCUUGAGCUCAUGCAGCACCUCCAAGUAAGCUUAUAUUUGGAAAAGAGCAGCACCUAA
Fomitopsis serialis is the source of this 2946-nucleotide messenger RNA. Its product is annotated as DNA ligase 4. The coding region runs from base 1 to 2946 and encodes 981 amino acids. Gene Ontology annotation, cellular component: DNA ligase IV complex. The transcript is spliced from 27 exons. Gene Ontology annotation, biological process: nucleotide-excision repair, DNA gap filling; DNA recombination; double-strand break repair via nonhomologous end joining. The record is from RefSeq and is a predicted model, not a curated record. Lineage: Eukaryota; Fungi; Basidiomycota; Agaricomycetes; Polyporales; Fomitopsidaceae. Gene Ontology annotation, molecular function: DNA binding; DNA ligase (ATP) activity; ATP binding.